CUGGGUGCAGAACCGUGCAUUAGCUCUGAUUUUGAAUCAGAAGCAGAAGCUUUGAAGCUAGCCAGCCAGUAAGGGACUUGUUAGGCAGUUGACGAGUGAUCUUGAUUUGAAUAGGAAGCCUCUGUUAAAGGGGGUGCAGCUUCUGCUACACAUUGUGAACUUCUGAAUCACUUGGUUUGGUUCUGCUUUUGGCCACUGGGAAAACCCAGGCAUAUCCAAACCAGCUUUCCAUUUUGCUUCAGGACAUAUAGUCCCCAAGCCUGCACUAUGGAGAAGUGGGACGGGAAUGAGGGCACCUCAGCUUUUCACAUGCCUGAGUGGAUGAUCCAGUUUGCUGACCAGAAGCAAGAAUUCAACAAACGUCCCACCAAAAUUGGACGUCGCUCUCUGUCUCGUUCUAUUUCUCAGUCAUCUACUGACAGCUACAGUUCAGCGGCAUCAUAUACAGAUAGCUCUGAUGAUGAGACAUCUCCCAGGGACAAGCAGCAAAAGAACUCUAAGGGAAGCAGUGACUUCUGUGUCAAGAACAUCAAACAGGCAGAGUUUGGACGAAGAGAAAUUGAAAUUGCUGAACAAGAAAUGCCGGCCCUGAUGGCUUUGAGGAAGAGAGCUCAAGGAGAAAAACCUUUGGCUGGAGCCAAAAUUGUGGGCUGCACACACAUCACUGCUCAGACUGCUGUGCUCAUGGAAACUCUGGGUGCUCUGGGAGCUCAGUGCCGAUGGGCCGCCUGCAAUAUCUAUUCCACUCUCAAUGAAGUGGCUGCUGCUUUAGCAGAAAGUGGAUUUCCUGUCUUUGCCUGGAAAGGAGAGUCAGAAGAUGACUUUUGGUGGUGCAUCGAUAGAUGUGUGAAUGUGGAGGGCUGGCAGCCAAACAUGAUCUUGGAUGAUGGAGGGGAUCUAACUCACUGGAUUUAUAAGAAGUAUCCCAACAUGUUUAAAAAAAUCAAGGGCAUAGUAGAGGAGAGUGUAACUGGAGUUCAUAGGCUGUACCAGCUAUCCAAAGCUGGGAAGCUGUGUGUUCCAGCCAUGAAUGUGAAUGACUCAGUCACCAAACAAAAAUUUGACAACCUCUACUGUUGCCGUGAAUCUAUUCUUGACGGACUUAAAAGGACAACAGACAUGAUGUUUGGUGGAAAACAGGUGGUGAUCUGUGGCUAUGGAGAGGUGGGGAAGGGGUGCUGUGCUGCCUUGAAAGCCAUGGGCUCCAUUGUGUAUGUGACUGAGAUCGACCCCAUCUGUGCUCUUCAAGCCUGUAUGGAUGGAUUUCGCCUGGUGAAAUUGAAUGAGGUCAUCCGACAAGUGGAUAUUGUUAUUACCUGUACAGGUAACAAGAAUGUGGUAACCAGAGAGCACUUAGACCGGAUGAAGAAUAGCUGCAUUGUUUGUAACAUGGGACAUUCCAACACAGAGAUUGAUGUGGCGAGUCUGCGGACACCAGAACUGACCUGGGAGCGAGUGAGGUCCCAAGUUGACCAUGUAAUAUGGCCUGAUGGCAAGAGGAUAGUAUUGCUGGCAGAGGGCCGUCUGCUGAACCUAAGCUGCUCCACAGUGCCUACAUUUGUGCUCUCAAUUACCGCUACUACUCAGGCUCUUGCCUUGAUAGAGCUUUACAAUGCUCCUGAGGGUCGCUAUAAGCAGGAUGUCUACCUGUUGCCCAAGAAAAUGGAUGAGUAUGUGGCCAGCCUACACCUGCCCACCUUUGAUGCCCACCUGACAGAGCUGACAGAUGAGCAGGCCAAGUAUCUGGGACUCAACAAGAAUGGGCCCUUCAAGCCUAAUUACUACAGGUAUUAAGUUCCUGUAACUCAAGCCAGAAGAAGUUUUAAGGAAUAGAACUCCAAGCCUUUUCUCCACUCCUACACAGGAAGGAACCCAGCAAGCUGCUUCUCUAAUCAGCUGCCCGCCGUGCUCACCUUAUAUGUUAGAUUAUUUAUUUAUUAAAAUCUAGAAUCCUGUGCCUGUCGCCUUGGCCCAGAGUGGUUACUGCCCCGAGGGCUGUGAGAGCCGCAGAGGACAGGCUGAGGAAGGGAAGAAAUGGGUAACCAUUCCCAGUGCAUCUUUUGCAUUAUUCCCUAUUGACUGAAGCCUUAGCAGUGGUCACCUUCUCUUGUUCAGGCUCAGGAGUGAGUCCCGGGAUUCCGGACUCCUUGUUUCCUGGGGUUUUCUGGGAUACAUUUUCAACAGCUGCUUUUCUCAGCUUUGGUUUGUCCCCAGAUAAGGCUGUUUGGAAGCCACUGUAUUAACAUGGCCUGGGUUCCCAGCCAUCAUCAUUGUCACUGCCUUCUUUAUAAAAUGGUUGGAAAGGAUUGUUACAGCUUUGGCAAGCGGCACCAAGAACUCAGCUAUGCCUGUGCUUACUGGAACUCCUUUAUCCAGGACUCCUUUCUUCUCAAGUACUUAUGUCCAUUUUAACGCUUUCUGGUUCCAAGAGGAAUGUGCUUCCAUUAUUUUCUCAGCAUCUCUGAUAUUUGUCAGACAUAUGUUUUGCCAUCUUUCUAACCCAAACUGCCCUCUCUCUGCUCAGGAAGUGGGAGGCAGCCCUACUGGGGCCCAUGGUUGUACUUCCUUGUCAUUUAACUGGAUAGUUUCCCAGGAAGCUCCCUCCAAAUUGACACUGUCUCAGAAAUGUGGAACAUUGCUUCCUGAAACUUCCUUUUAUUGCCUAAAACUGCUUCUGAAACUGAGCAGGGAAAGGCAUACUCUCCAAGGGAUUUGGAGUGUAUGGCUUUGGAAAUGGGACAGGUCUUUCAGGCCCACAGCUUGACACCCUAAAGAAGCAGAAUGUAUUUAUUUGUCUCCUGGGAAGAUCUUUGCAGCUUAACUAACUGUACAGAGAUGACACUGUAAACUGUGUCCAGAUGGUCAAAGUCAGGUUGAAUGUCAUUGGACAUUCAGCUGUCAAUGAAACUGAAAUUUACUGUCUCUAAUUUAGUCUGGUAUUUCUUCUUUGUUAGGGUAUCUUUUUAUGUUCUGGCCUUUUCCAUCUUAGGGGCCUGUGUUUCAGAAGUCAUUUCUUGAGUAACUCCAACAUUACAAACAAUUAGUAAUGUGAGCAGCCUGAAAUUUUAUGUCCCACCUAAGAGUUUGAUUCCUUUUGGAGACAGACCUAUUGGUCUUAGGGUUCCAGUGGAACCAGAUUAGUUGUAAGAGUUAAAGUCUAGAGUGGCCCUACAAAUCUUGAAUGAACUGAGUCCCCUUUCCCCCUUCCAACCCUAAUUGGACUCUCAGGUUUGUUUGUUUUCCUGUUUUGUUUUUUUCCUAUCCUGGUCUGCCUCAAAGAGUCAAGACCAAGGUGACUCAAGAAAACACCAGACCACCCAGGGUCACUGUAACCUUCCCACUCUAAUUCUCCUCCCCAACCUCCACCUGCUCCAACUUACCCUGCUCUUCACCUACACCCUCUGGAAGUGAUCUUCCUUUUGGAGGCAGGGAGGUGGACCUUAGGUAAAUGACCGUUUGCUUCAUUAGAUACUAUAUAGGCUCAGCCAUAUGGUCUGAUUACUCAAAGGCCGUAUGUCUUAGCAAGCACUGGAAAAAAGCCACAUACAUGGCUAUAUUCUUUCAUGAAGAAGGUCAUAAAUGCUGAAAAUUCCACAAGGCUAUUUAAUUUUUUCAUUUGCUUACCCAGUUCUGAUUUUUGUAUUAAUUAAUUGGACCCCUUUUGCAAAAGAUUUCGAUUUUUGUACUUUAUCUUAUAUCUAGAGAAAAUUCCUUAGGCAGAUAUCUGGACUCUGGCCUAUUAUGUUCUUAGGCCAAAAGUCAUAACCUGCUGUUUCUCAGCAAAGCCUGGCUCUCUAUGGAACUUCCUUUGUGCUGAUCCUGACAGAACAAGCCCUUCCAAAUGAAAAAGGAGCCACACUGGGCUUCUAGGUUACGUUGCUAGUGUUGCUGCCCAUAAUGAGGUAUUUGCCUCUGAGUUCCAGAUGACUUCUUUCUCUCUGGGGAUCCUGUGUCAUCAAUCAUUGAGAAGAAGGAGGCACAAGCCUCCUGAGAAUUUGGGUUCUGCCUUAGUUGGAAUUUGGUCAUUAUUCCCUCUACCCUUGGAAUCAGAGCAAAUGUGUCUUCUUCCCUCAAGCUCUCACCUAGAUGCAUCCUAGGUAUCUGGAAGCAUGGGAAAGAAAACUAAUUAUCUCUUUAUGCGGCCCUGGCCUGUGGGAAUACUUACCAUUUUCCCUAUGAUGAAUUUGUGCUAGUUUUCAAGGUCUUUUUUGUCUUCUUAAUGAAAAAAUUGUUUUCCUUCUCUCUUCUUUUUUUUUUUUUUAAAGAAACGUAUUUGGUCCACCUUCCCUCUGCCCUCCUACCUCCUCAUCCUAUCCUCCCAUAUGAGCACGGCUCCCAUGGCCAUAUACUCCUGCAAAGCUUUUUUGCUGCUUGGCUUUUCUCUGAACAGAUCUAAAAUCGCUGCUCCUAUGGUUUUUUCAGAAUUAACUUUGUCACAGUUUUAAAAAAGAAAUUCGAAUGCAUUGUUGCAUUAAGCUUUUUUUAAUUAAGGAAAAUUAUUGAAAGAAAAUAGGCAACACCAGCAAAUCAUAUAUGGACAAGUUCUAAGCUAUAUAUACAUACAUAUAUAUAUAUAUAAAUAACCAUCUAGUUCUCAUUGUCAUCUAACGAAAGGAAAUAAAACCUCUAAGGAUCACCAUUUCUGAAGAGGCUCUUGGAAAUCUUUAUGUCUAAGUGAUUGUAUUAGAUCAGCAAUAAUGAACAUGUAAUCUCAAAAGAUAAAUAAAAUAUUCUUAAAUGGA
This is a messenger RNA of Myotis brandtii (Brandt's bat), 4742 nucleotides long. RefSeq names its product adenosylhomocysteinase-like 2 (gene AHCYL2). The record is from RefSeq and is a predicted model, not a curated record. NCBI's taxonomy places the organism in Eukaryota, Metazoa, Chordata, Mammalia, Chiroptera, Vespertilionidae. Gene Ontology annotation, biological process: L-methionine cycle. The transcript has 17 exons. The coding region runs from base 268 to 1794 and encodes 508 amino acids. Gene Ontology annotation, cellular component: cytosol.